UCGCCGAAGAAGAAGAAGAACAACACGUGUUUCCUGUGUUUCCUCCUCGGCCUGCGUGUGAAGCGACCGGUCUUGUAAAGCCAACAAAGUGUGUAAAAAUGGUUCGUAAAUUAAAGUAUCAUGAGCAGAAGCUGUUGAAGAAAGUGGACUUUAUUAACUGGGAGGUGGACAACAACCUGCACGAGGUCAAAGUCCUGCGGAGGUAUCGCAUCGAGAAGAGGGAGGACUACACCAAGUACAACAAGCUGAGUCGUAACAUCAGAGAUCUGGCCCAGAAAAUCAGAGACCUGGACGAGAAAGAUGGUUUCAGGGCUCAGAGCACACAUCACCUGCUGGAGAAACUGUACAGCAUUGGCCUCAUCCCCACCAGACAGAAUCUCUCCCUCACUGAGAAAGUCACAGCUUCGUCAUUCUGCAGGAGGAGGCUGCCCAGCAUCAUGCUGAACCUUCGUAUGGCUCAGAACCUGAAGACAGCCAUCACCUUCAUUGAACAAGGACAUGUGCGUGUUGGCCCAGACAUCAUCACUGACCCAGCAUUUUUAGUCACAAGAAACAUGGAAGAUUUUGUCACUUGGGUGGACUCCUCCAAGAUCAAGCAGCACGUCAUGAAUUAUAAUGAUGAGAGAGACGACUUUGAUCUGGUGGCCUGAGUCUGUUGUCUAAUGUCCAUGUGUCAUGCUGGAGGACAGGAGAGGGACAAGAACUCCGCACUUCAGUCAGAGAAGAGGAGAGAAAGUAAGUGCUCCAGUCUCCUCGGGAGUCAUUACUUAUCUGAGCAAGGACAGAAGGGAGUUCACUUCCGGGCUUUACAUUGUUCACUGAACACUCUUUUGAUGUUGUGAAAAUUUGCAACUGUAGUCUGACAGACUGAUACUUCAUCGUCCACCCAAUCCUCCGAAAUGUCUCUGAUUCUGGAAGUGACGUGAUUGAUCCGAGUCUAUGUUGGUGCCUGUUGAUGUCACAUUUUGACUCGUCGCUCUAAACCUGCUCAGCUGCCAGUGGAAUAAGAGAAUAGUCUCAGUUUCUACCUCUUCAUUUUCUUUUCUUCAGCAAAGCCAAAUGUCACACUGCUUAUACAGAGCAGCUUCCAGAGAUGUGUAAGUGUGACUGUUCCUUCUCCUGAAACUCCAUGUUGUUUGCUCUGCAUAAUGUGUUCU
Molecule: messenger RNA, 1157 nt
Organism: Toxotes jaculatrix (banded archerfish)
Lineage: Eukaryota; Metazoa; Chordata; Actinopteri; Toxotidae
Gene: imp3
Product: IMP U3 small nucleolar ribonucleoprotein 3
Exons: 7
Coding region: 99-650 (183 amino acids)
Biological process (GO): rRNA processing
Cellular component (GO): small ribosomal subunit; small-subunit processome; Mpp10 complex
Molecular function (GO): structural constituent of ribosome; snoRNA binding; rRNA binding
Source: RefSeq, a predicted model, not a curated record